CGAUGGAGGGAGUCACUCCUGAGUUCUUUGGUCAGUCAGACGGCAGAACUUCCGGUCGGCAUUUUGUUCUACGAGAGGAGAGCCUCUUGAUGAUCGCAACAAUCGUCAUAUUUCUCAUUUACUGUCGAAAUUGGCUGCAUUCAUUGUUUAUGUCGGCGCAGACCGACUGAAACUCCGAAGAACGAAUGUUUCCCCAUGAAUAUACAUUGAAACAUUCACCCUUGAGUGACGGAAGAAGAACGAAUCAGUCCGACCCGGAUUAUUGUUGAUAGCUAGCAAGCUAGCUCACCAGCUAGCUGGCAAGCCAAUCGAGUUCCUUCUGGAGGAGCUGCGAGAGAGAAGAAAGGGGGAGCUAGAGAUACGGACACGGACACAAACCAGCUAAAACAUUCCCCUCCCUUCGAACGCAACAUCCGAAGACUGAAGGAGUAGGACUUUUUAUCUGAAAUGUCAUUGAGUCCACCCAAGACUGCAAAGAAUUCUUCAAUAAGGUGUCAGGAGAUGUGAGGACGGGUGUCGUCCAUCGACUCCCUGAUCUACCUGUGUAUCAACACACUCCCCCACCCUCACCUUCAGCAUGAAUGGGGAUAUGCCUCAUGUUCCCAUUACCACUCUUGCUGGGAUCGCUAGCCUCACAGACUUGUUGAACCAGCUACCCCUCCCUUCCCCUCUCCCAGCAACCACCACUAAGAGCCUCCUAUACAAUGGGAGGAUUGCGGAGGAAGUUACCUGCCUACUGGGAUGUCGGGACGAGAAUCUGGCUUCCCAGCUAGCUCAUGGCCUCAACCAGGUCUCCACAGAGCACAUAGAGCUGAAGGACAACCUGGGUAGCGAUGAGCCAGAGGGAGACGCACCACUGUUGCUGCAGACCAUGCUGGCCAGGAACCCUGGCAUCUUCAGGGAGAAAAAUGUUAUGCAGCAGCCAAUGGUAUCACCAUUCAAGAUGACCCAGAAUUCCAUGCAUAGCCCUGCCCAGUCUGCAAACUUCCAGCCAGCUGCCAUUUCUCCCAAUCCAUCAAGCCGGUUUGUGGCACCGCAGACUGGGUCCAGUAGCCGGUAUAUGGGCCAACAAAACAGUCCAGUACCCAGCCCCUACACUCCUCAAAGUCCUGCAACUGCUUACAUACAGCAGUAUCCCCACCAACAACCACCGAGCUACAACCAACACCAACAGAUACAACAAGUGUCUGUGGCCAGUCCCAUGGUUCCAGGUGGUAUACGAAAUAUCCAUGAGGGCAAAGUAUCCGGGCAAAUGGCAAACGCUGCCAACCAUCACUCAGAGAGACAUGGCACUGAGGACUACCUGAACAUUGUACACCGGCUGGGCAGUGAGGAGGGGGACUCUAGCAUGAGGAAUCCUUCUUUCCCUCUGAGGUCUCCGCAGUCCGGGUGCUCCCCAGCAGGAAGUGAAGGAACGCCCAAAUCGGGUUCUCGUCCUCCACUGAUUCUACAGUCGCCACCUCCCUAUGCACCCUCACCAAGGGAGGGAGGACCAGACCAGAAACAACAUCUCCAGCAAAGGAAGAAACCCCCAGCGGUAAAAGAAGAGAAAGAUAUGUACGAUAUUGUUAGCUCUCCAAAUAAGGACUCUACAAAACUGACCCUCAAGCUUUCCAGAGUCAAGUCAAAUGAGUCUGAUCCCCCUGGUGAGGUUGUGCCAGGCAUGGACCAGAACUCAGACAAUAUGGAGGCAGAGCUAGGCUUUCAGCAGGUGCCUGUUCUCCAGCAAAAUCUCGGAGCCAGGUUGCAACAGCAGCAGAUCUCCCAGCAAGCAGGUGGUGCUAUUGGUCUCCAGCCUCCCACUUCCCCUUAUGAUGAAGCAGAGCUGGAUGCCCUUGCUGAAAUCGAAAGGAUAGAACGAGAAGCGGCUAGUGAGAAGUGCUCCAAGGAGGUGCAAGAUAAAGACAAGCCACUGAAGAAAAGAAAACAGGACUCUUUUCCCCUGGAGCCAGGCGCAGGGGGACCAGGUGGCCCCACAGGUGCCCCAGGCAGUGGAUCAACAGCAGGGGGCAAUGCUGGCAAACUGACACCACAAGAGGCCACCGCAGCUGGGAACGGUGCCAGCCGCCCUCCCCUCAUGGUGAGCAUCGACCUUCAGCAGGCAGGCCGAGUUGACGGCCAGCUCGACCACUGUCUGGCUGCCCCUAUUCCAGCCCUUGAGGCCCAGCGCUGGCCUGAAGAACCAGCGAGUGGGGUAGCUGCAGUAGAGGGUUCUGACACGGCUUUACGGUUGAAACCAGAUGGCCGACCAGAAGUCAUCAAAAACAGGAUCGAUAAACAUGACAGUAGGAGAGAAGGUCGGGAGUCAUCAAAGCACCGACAUGAUGAUAAAUCCUCUGACCGACGGGGGGAGAUGCCAAAGUCAUCAAACCGAGGGGAGCAUGGACGAGACAGGGAUCGAGAAACUGACAGAGACAGGAGGCAUCGAAGUGAGACUGGUGGGCGAGACCGACGCUCUCCUGACUCUCGCUGCCGAAGUGACCGAGAUAAGUCUGGCUUCCGGGGUUCUUCCACUGGAGAGUUUGGUCGAAGCAGCAGUAGGCAAGAUGGUUCCAAACCAGCCUCAUCUACUUCUGGGUUGAGACUUCCAGAUUCUUUCCCUGCUCAGCUCCUGGGAGGGCAUACUGGCGCACUGAAGAACUUCCAGAUCCCUAAGAUCAAAUGUGAUAAGGAAAGCAGUGUGUCAACUGAAAGUCAAAUGUGGGGCCAGCCAAAGGUUAAACUGGAGAGACUGGGUUUGGUGCAGGACUUUGAGAAGAGGCCCAAGCCUGUAGUCGUUCUGAAAAAACUCUCUGUUGACCAGAUCCAGAGGAUUAUCCGGCACAACAAGUCUGGAAAGAACAGAAUCUCCUCAGGAAGGUCUAGCAAAAGUGGCAUGGACCCAGGAGUCCUGAAGGAACUUCCCCCAGAGCUGCUGGCAGAGAUUGAGUCAACCAUGCCCCUGUGUGAACGAGUAAAGGUGAACAAGAGAAAACGGAGCACUGUAAAUGAGAGACCCAAAUACGCUGAGGUCAGCUCAGAUGAGGACUAUGACGCAAAUGGAGAGUCUGCAAGAAAGCGGCAUCGCCGAGACAAAGACAGGGCCUGGGAGUUUGAAGAAAGGGAGCGCCGGGGUUCAGGGGAGCAUCGGAAAAGUGGGCACCGGGACAGCCGGCGAGGCUCAGGGAGUCGCUACCGAGACUCCUCUGAGGAAGACUCACCACCACCCAGCAUGAGUGAAAUUGCUAGAAAACUGAAGAUGAAGGAGAAACAAAAGAAACGGAAAUCAUAUGAACCCAAGCUGACCCAAGAAGAGCUGAUGGACUCGUCCACAUUCAAGAGGUUCUUAGCAAGCAUUGACAACAUACUGGAGAAUCUGGAGGAUGUGGAUUUCACAGCCAUGGCAGAUGAUGAUGAGAUACCUCAGGAAUUGCUGCUUGGUAAACAUCAAUUGAAUGAGCUUGGCAGCGAGUCUGCCAAGAUUAAGGCCAUGGGCAUCUCCAGCAGGAUCCCAUCGGACAAACUGGUGAAGUUACUGAACAUACUGGAAAAGAAUAUCCAGGAUGGGGCCAAGCUCUCCACCAUGAUGAACCAUGACCAGGAUGCUGAAGAUGAAGAGAGACUUUGGAGAGACCUGAUAAUGGAGAGAGUCACAAAGUCAGCAGACGCCUGUCUGACAGCUCUUAACAUCAUGACCUCAGUGCACAUGCCAAAGGCUGUCUACAUAGAAGAUGUCAUAGAGCGGGUGCUACAAUACACCAAGUUCCAUCUUCAGAACACACUGUAUCCCCAGUAUGACCCAGUCUACAGGGUGGACCCACAUGGAGGUGGCAUGUUGAGCUCAAAGGCAAAGCGUGCAAAAUGCUCCACACAUAAGCAACGUGUGAUUAUCAUGUUGUACAAUAAAGUGUGCGACAUUGUCAGCAACAUCUCUGAGCUUCUAGAGAUUCAGCUACUCACAGACACCACCAUUCUCAGGUAAAUACUACAUUCUUUUUUCCAGGUUUCUUCCAUGGGAAUCACACCGUUCUUUGUGGAGAAUGUCAGUGAGCUGCAGCUGUGCGCCAUUAAACUAGUUACAGCAGUGUUCUCGCGUUAUGAGAAGCAUCGGCAGCUGAUCUUGGAGGAGAUCUUUACCUCUUUGGCCAGACUGCCCACCAGCAAACGUUCCCUCAGGAAUUUCAGGCUGAACAGCUCAGACCAGGAUGGAGAGCCAAUGUACAUCCAAAUGGUGACUGCCCUAGUUCUGCAGCUGAUUCAGUGUGUGGUCCACCUCCCCAAUGACAAGGAGACUUUCGAUGAGUUUGACAACAAGGUGGAUCAGGAUGUGUUGAUAACCAACUCGUAUGAGACGGCAAUGAGAACAGCACAAAACUUCCUCUCAGUCUUCCUUAAAAAGUGUGGCAGCAAGCAGGGAGAAGAAGAUUACCGGCCAUUGUUUGAGAACUUUGUCCAGGACCUGCUUUCGACAGUAAACAAGCCAGAGUGGCCUGCUGCAGAGCUGCUGCUCAGUCUGCUUGGUAGACUACUGGUACACCAGUUCAGUAAUAAGCAGACAGAGAUGGCUCUGAGAGUAGCAUCGCUAGACUACCUGGGCACAGUGGCUGCCCGUCUGAGGAAGGACUCAGUCACCAGCAAGAUGGACCAGAGAUCGAUUGAUCGGAUCCUACAAGAGACUCCAGGUAAUGAUGAGACCCAGCAGCUGCAGAAGGCUCUACUGGACUACUUGGAAGAGAAUGCAGAGACAGAUCCCUCAUUGGUGUUUGCUAGAAAGUUCUACAUUGCCCAGUGGUUCCGGGAUGCCACCACAGAGGCUGAGAAGUCCAUGCGGAACCAGAAUCCAAAGGAUGAAGACUCGUCAGAUGGACCACAACAUGCCAAGGAGAUGGAGACCACCGGUGAAAUUAUGCAGCGUGCUGAGAAGCGCAAGAAGUUUCUGCGCAACAUCAUCAAGACCAUGCCAGCUCAUUUCGCUACACUGAAAAUGAACUCUGACACUGUGGACUAUGAUGACUCCUGUCUGAUUGUGCGUUAUUUGGCCUCCAUGAGGCCGUUCGCCCAAAGCUUUGAUAUUUAUUUAACACAGAUCUUGCGAGUUCUUGGGGAAAGUGCCAUUGCUGUAAGGACUAAAGCCAUGAAAUGUCUGACUGAAGUUGUGGCUGUUGAUCCGAGUAUACUGGCAAGGUCUGACAUGCAGCGUGGUGUCCAUGGUCGUUUGAUGGACAACUCCACCAGUGUGAGAGAGGCAGCUGUGGAGCUUCUGGGCAAAUUUGUUCUCAGCCGACCCCAACUCACUGAACAGUACUAUGACAUGCUCAUAGAGAGGAUACUGGACACUGGUAUCAGUGUAAGAAAACGGGUGAUCAAGAUCCUCAGAGACAUCUGUCUAGAGCAGCCAACCUUCAGUAAAAUUACUGAGAUGUGUGUGAGGAUGAUCCGCAGGGUCAAUGAUGAAGAGGGUAUCAAGAAACUAGUGAAUGAGACAUUCCAGAAGUUGUGGUUUACUCCAACUCCAGCCCAUGACAAAGAGACCAUGACCAGAAAAAUCCUGAACAUCACUGAUGUGGUUGCAGCGUGUCGAGACACUGGCUAUGACUGGUUUGAGCAACUUCUUCAGAAUCUUCUCAAAUCUGAAGAGGAGGCAUCGUAUAAGCCAGCCAAAAAAGCUUGUGUUCAGCUAGUUGACAAUCUGGUAGAACACAUCCUCAAAUACGAGGAGUCUCUUGCAGAGAACAAAGGUGUAAAUUCAACACGGUUAGUGGCAUGUAUCACAACCUUGUACUUAUUCAGCAAGAUCAGGGCCCAGCUCAUGGUCAAACAUGCCAUGACCAUGCAACCCUACCUGACCACAAAGUGUAAUACUGCCAAUGACUUCAUGGUCAUCUGUAAUGUGGCAAAGAUCCUCGAGCUUGUGGUGCCUUUGAUGGAGCAUCCCAGUGAAACUUUCCUUGCCACAAUAGAAGAAGACCUCAUGAAGCUCAUCAUCAGACAUGGCAUGACAGUGGUCCAGCACUGUGUGAGUUGUCUUGGGGCUAUUGUCAAUAAAGUCACGCACAACUACAAGUUUGUCUGGGCUUGCUUCAACAGAUUCUAUGGUGCACUUAACAAGCUCAAGAAUCAGCAUCAGGAGGAUCCAAACAGCACCACAUUGGUAGCAAACAAGCCUUUCCUGCUGCGAUCGCUCUUCACUGUGGGUGCCCUGGCCCGACACUUUGAUUUUGAUCUAGAGGAGUUUAAGGGCACCAACAAGGUUGUUAUCAAGGAGAAAGUUCUCGAGCUGCUGCUUUACUUCACCAGACAUGAGGACGAGGAGGUCAAGACCAAAGCCAUCAUCGGCUUAGGCUUCCUCGUGAUCAUGCAUCCCAGCCAGAUGUUUGUGUCUGAUGUGAAGGUGUUGUACAACGGCAUCCUGGCUGACAGCUCCUCCUCCAUCAACCUCAAAAUCCAGAUCCUCAAAAACCUCCAGACAUACCUUCAGGAGGAGGACACACGGAUGCAGGAAGCAGACAGAGAAUGGAAGAAGCUGUCUAAACAGGAGGAUCUCAAGGAGAUGGGAGACAUCUCUUCAGGGAUGAGCAGCUCCAUUAUGCAGCUUUAUCUAAAACAGGUGUUGGAGGCGUUCUUCCACACCCAGUCCAGUGUACGGCACUUUGCUCUUAACGUCGUAGCUCUCACACUCAACCAGGGUCUCAUCCAUCCUGUACAGUGUGUACCCUACCUCAUUGCAAUGGGAACAGACCCAGAGCCCAGCAUGAGGAACAAAUCUGACCAGCAGCUGGUGGAGAUUGACAAGAAAUACACAGGAUUCAUCCAUAUGAAGGCAGUUGCUGGGAUGAAGAUGUCAUACAAUUUGCAGCAGGCAAUCGAUUUGCCUCGUAAGUCCAUCAUAAGAGGUUUCAGACAGGAUGAGACCCACACAGCACUCUGCGCUCACCUCUUCACUAUGAUCCGGGGGAAUCGACAGCACCGGAGGGCUUUCCUCAUCUCGUUGCUGAACCUCUUUGACGAUAGUGCUAAGACCGAUGUGAACAUGCUGCUGUUUAUUGCAGACAACCUUGCCUGUUUUCCAUACCAGAGCCAGGAGGAGCCUCUCUUCAUCAUGCAUCACAUAGACAUCACCCUCUCUGUUUCUGGCAGCAACUUGUUGCAAACCUUCAAAGAGUUUCUGCUAAAGGAACCAAGGCGAAUGGAGAAGAAAGUAAAGAAAGAGAGGAAAAACAUGUCUGAUGGAGAGGACGAAGAGGAAAAGAUGAACUGCGAUUCUCCCAGGAGUGAAGACAAUGAAAACAGUAACAGCGACGACGAUGAUGAAGACUACCAUGAUGAUGAUGAUGUGGUACGGCGGCCUAAAAAGGUCAGAAAACCUGUUGCAGACUCUGAGACCUCAGAGUCGGACUCUGAUCUGGAGGAUUUGGAUGUAGAUGAUGUGGACAAAGUGAUGAGGCUCCUCCCAGACAAUCCCACAGGUCUCUUGGACUUUGCCAGUGCUGUUCAGGGCAUCCUGUUGCUUCUGGUACUCAAACAGCAUCUGAAGAACCAAUAUGGGUUUUCUGACAGUAAAAUUCAGAAGUACUCUCCAACAGAGUCAGCCAAGGUGUACGAUAAGGCAGUGAACAGAAAAAGCAAUGUUCACUUCCACCCACGACAAACUAUUGACUUCAUCUCCAACAACAUGGCUCACGCCACACUGACAGACGAUGUCAAGAGGCGGAUAGUCAAACAGUACCUAGAUUUUAAGGUUCUAAUGGAACAUCUGGACCCAGACGAGGAGGACGAGGAGGGAGAAGCAUCUGCCAGCGCUAACAUCAGAAACAAAGCCAUAAACGCCCUACUGGGAGGCUCCGGCCCCAUGUUGGGACCCAGUCCACGUAACCAGGCAGGACCAGAGACAGAUGACGAUGAUAGUGAUGGUGACGAAAGGACUCCAGGGUCCUCUCGAAAGUCGAGGCGAACGGUUGACUCCUCAGACCCCGGCCGUAUGAGUGAAACAGUGGAGCCUAUGGAUGUGAUUGCUCUUUGUUGCCCCAAAUACAAGGACCGGCCCCAAAUAGCUCGAGUCAUCAACAAGACUUCCAAUGGAUACAGCAUCCACUGGAUGGCUGGCUCCUACUCAGGGCCCUGGGCAGAGGCCAAGAAACGCGAUGGUCGCAAACUGGUGCCUUGGGUGGACACUAUUAAGGAGUCGGACAUCAUUUAUAAGAAGAUUGCCUUGACCAGCAACCACAAACUGAGCAACAAGGUGGUACAGACUUUACGCUCAAUGUAUGCAGCGCGGGAAGGAGGAGCCAGCUAAUGGCUCCUGCGUGGUUGUUUUUUUUUUUUUUUUUUUUUUUUUUUUUUUUUUUUCCCUUUUUUUUUUUUUUUUUAAAGAAAGCCACACACAU
This is a messenger RNA of Monopterus albus (swamp eel), 8363 nucleotides long. It is a transcript of the gene nipbla, whose product is annotated as NIPBL cohesin loading factor a. Gene Ontology annotation, biological process: heart morphogenesis; digestive tract development; establishment of mitotic sister chromatid cohesion. Lineage: Eukaryota; Metazoa; Chordata; Actinopteri; Synbranchiformes; Synbranchidae. Gene Ontology annotation, molecular function: chromatin binding; cohesin loader activity. The record is from RefSeq and is a predicted model, not a curated record. Gene Ontology annotation, cellular component: Scc2-Scc4 cohesin loading complex.